Gavialis gangeticus (Gharial) is the source of this 4049-nucleotide messenger RNA. RefSeq names its product PRELI domain containing 3A (gene PRELID3A). The coding region runs from base 82 to 600 and encodes 172 amino acids. Gene Ontology annotation, biological process: phospholipid transport. Lineage: Eukaryota; Metazoa; Chordata; Crocodylia; Gavialidae. The record is from RefSeq and is a predicted model, not a curated record. Gene Ontology annotation, cellular component: mitochondrial intermembrane space. The transcript is spliced from 6 exons. Gene Ontology annotation, molecular function: phosphatidic acid transfer activity.
CCCCCGCGCCCAGCCGGCCGGAGCCGGGGCCGGAGCUGGGGCCGCCAUUGCCAUCGGGACGGCGGCGGCACGAGCAGCGCCAUGAAGAUCUGGAGCUCGGAGCAUGUGUUUGGACACCCAUGGGAUACUGUAAUCAAAGCUGCUAUGAGAAAAUACCCCAAUCCCAUGAAUCCAUGUGUAGUAGGAGUAGAUGUGCUAGACAGAAGCCUUGACAACCAGGGAAGGUUACAUAGUCACCGCCUUCUCAGCACAGAAUGGGGAUUGCCAAGUAUUGUAAAAGCGAUUUUGGGAACAAAUAGGACUUUGACAUACAUCAAAGAACAUUCUGUAGUAGAUCCAGUGGAAAAGAAGAUGGAACUCUGCUCCUCCAAUAUUACCCUCACAAACUUGGUGUCGGUUGAUGAAAGAUUGGUCUACAGACCUCAUCCAGAAAACCCUGAAAAGACUGUACUGACACAAGAAGCAAUUAUUACUGUAAAAGGAGUUAGCCUGAGCAGUUAUUUGGAAAGUUUAAUGGCAAAUUCAAUAUCCUCCAAUGCUAGAAAGGGGUGGGAUGCUAUUGAGUGGAUAAUUCAAAAUUCUGAAAGCGCCCUAAGCUAGCAGGCUUUUCUACAACUGCAGCUUAUACUAACUAGUGGUAACUCCAGCAUUCUUUUUUUUUCGGUACAGCAUUUCAGCUUUCUAGCAAAUGUGUGCAUGGACUGUUGUGAUGUGAUCUCUAUCAGAAUUAACUUGCAUGCACAUUGUGUAUAAACACAUUACGUACAGGAAUGGCAAACAUGUUUAUUGGAAUAGUCAGAGAUGCUGGAUGAGACCUGGAAGGAUCAGUUAUUCCAUCCCCUGUAUCACUGGAAAGACUGGAUACAGAGACUGCUUACAUGCACAAGAUAGUAGCAUGUUUAUUGCGGGUACUCAUGCAUGUGAAUUUGUUACUAAGGCUCCACCAGACCUAAUUUAAUUCCUUUGGUUUCACUGCAGUUAAGGCAGUUUCUAUGGAGAAUUAACAAACUGGCUAAUGGAGUUGCCAUUAUGAAGAGGGACUAGAACUAUACAGUUGAAAGGAUUAGGAUUGAUAUCUCAUAAUAGGGGUGGCCUGACCAGAGUAGGGAUUUUUUAUGGGUUUUUGUUAUGGAUUUUUUUUACUUAUUUUUUGCUUUGUCAAAGUACUGCUGCUUGAUUUAUCCUCCCUGACUAGAUUGUUUGCAUUCUUGAGAGAGAGUUGCUAGAAUUGACCUUUACAUUUUAGGUGGGAGUUUGUUGCGGAAGUUUGCACAUUACUGUAAGAGCAAGUAAAAUAUUUUAAUAAAUCUGUAUAUCUUGCAUUGGUUUCUAGUUUAUUGCUGUUUACAGAUUAAUUGCCACCCCUAAACGUGAUGGUCAUGAAACUUAACUUCAGGGCUGAGGGAAAUGAGUGCAGCUUUCUUUGCUGUAUAUUUGUACUGAACGGUAAAUGUCCCCUCCAGCUUUUAAUUCUUUUAGGCAGUCUAACUUGUCUCCAUUGUUCCUGUAUUGAAAAACUUUAAAACUUCCACUGACAAUCCCCAAACCAUUUUCAUUGCUCUUAUUCUCUAUCAUUAUGGUGGGCUGUGAGUAUAUAACUUAGCAAAUGAUGGCCGUGUGCUUUCAAGUUCCUGUCUCAGUAAAUUAUGACUUGGACAAAUAGUUGAAGCUUUAUAUUCUCCAAAAACUUUAGCUGGAGCAGCCAGCCUUGACUUGUGGCCUAAAACUUAUGAACAAAUGUUCAUACCCAGUUUCUGAAAUACCACUGAAUGCAUAUAAUGCCAGAAUAUGUAGUACUGGGUUAAUGCAAUGUGCAUGCUUGGUUAUGAAUGUGCUUGCUUUAAUCAGCAUCGUAUAUAGAAAUUAAAUAGCAUUGUGUUGGUUAUAUAAAUUGUGAAACUCUGUAAACUAGUCCUCUGUCAGAUUAUUUCUUCUUACUGAGCAAAAUUGCCCAGAUCUUUAAUUAUGAACGAAACAGUAAUUGUGGAGAUUUUAAACCACUUAAAUUCCAGGGCAGAAUUUUUUUUCUGAACCUUUCCAUUCCACCAUGGUGUGUUAAUUUCUAGUUGCAAGGUAGCAGGGCUGGGUUGAUUCACCAGGCUUACCUGGAUGUAAAUAGUUCUCUAGAGAAGAAAAUACCUUUUCACUUAAGGAAGUUGCUUGAAAAUUAACAAACUGAAAACUGGCUUUAGAUCACGGCCUAGUCACUUAUGGAAAGACUGGUGGUAUUCUUCUAUAACACAAGAGUUCUGCUCAAAGUGUUGUCUACUUUUUGACUAAUUCAAGUGUAAUCUUCCUGUGAUUGGGCUUUAAGGUGAUUAGCAUUUAAAUUGCCACUUUUUCAAUACCUUAUAUUGCUGCCUCUAAUUAAGGGGAUGGACACCAACUUAAGAAAUAAACCUUUCAAUUGGAUUCUUGUGACAUCUGUAUCAUAUUAAAUGAAUAAUCAAGAGAUUUUUCUGUCUCUGACAGUGCUCUGCUUAGUCAGGGGCACUAAUAUGUGAACAUUCAUUUGUAUUUCUUAUUGUAUGCCAUAGUCUGCAAAAGCCUGGCUCUAGUAAGCCAAUUGAAAAAAAUAUGCUAGUGACAGCAGCAGCAAACUGAAACCAAAGAAACAGAGGCAUGUACACAGAGGAAGUGGAGGGUGAAUGGGAAGUGAAGGAAGAAUGGGCUAACCCAAAACAAUCUAAAUAAUAGGGAAGCAGAAGGGCACAGGGUGUGUUGGUAAUCGGACUCAAAACUACCAAGUGUAAAAUUACACAGAUUGAGGAUAUUGCAUCAGGCUGUAAUCUAUAUCCUGGCUUCCAAACUGUGGAUGGGCUACUCACGUGAUCUUAUGCAGUGAAUGAAUUUUCUCCUGCUUGGUCUUGGACUAAGAAUGAUGUUUUGAUUAGAUGGGUUUUCUGGUUUCAAAAAAUACUUCAACAGCUCUUUGGGUUAGGGGCUAUCUGCCAACAUGGAGGCAGAGCCCAGCCUCCUGUGACUAUUAUCCUAACACAAAAACUUGAAAAGUCGGUAAAAGGGACUCUUCAUUUUCUAAACUUGACAUAUUCUUUGCUCUGAAGAAGGAUGGUAUUUUUAUAUUUCAAAACUAAAUUUAUUCAGCCAGGCUAGUCCACAGUCUGAAAAAAGGGUCUUACAAUUGUGUUGUGUAUGUUACCAACAUAAAAAAGACUGAGCUGAGUUGCAUUUCUCAGUGGUUUGCAAAGUCAUUAUUUCAGUGUAGAAUCAUUCUAAUAUCCAGCAGCUGGGGAAGUGGAGAUGGGAGAAUAAGUAUCCUUCAGCUAGUGAGGGCAUUAUUUAACAUCCUCUUUGCCUCAAUAUCCUUGCCUAACCUUUCAGGUUUUUGCAUGCAUUGCAGUUAGUAAUGCUAAUGACACGUGAAUUCAGUAGAGAGCAUUUGUGUAAAUACAUCUUGAAUUGUCCAUUUCACACAAAUGAUAGUAAAUGGUAACUGGAUUUUGGACAAAGGUAUCAGUGAUAAUGCUACUACAAGAGAACACAUUUUCCUUGUAGGUCAAAGAUGUGGUUGCUGCUGUCAGGUGUUACUGGUCUGUUUCAGGGUCUUGAAUGACAGUAUUUCUAUGGGUUUUGAGCACUUGAGGGUCCCCUUCUAUUUUUGUGGAUAGGUGGUUCUUAGUGUGAAGAAGCUAGUUAUCUAAUUUCUACUCAUUUGGGUACCAUCCUGUGUUCUGCUGUUGUCAGUUCAUCCCCUUAUCAGAAGGCAUUUGUGCAUUUGCUCUUUAUCUAGCUUAAAGAACCUGUAUAUAGGUGGGAAGGCAGAGUUAUAUGGCAAGAAUGGGAAAUGACAGCAUAAGUAAAGGUCACGGUUCUGUAGAGGAUUCCUUUGUGAUGGCAACAGUUUUAUUUCAGAAAUUAGCUUGGUCUUGCCCCUGUCUUCAAGAGCACGUGAAAUCUUCUGGUAUUUAACUUGACAGAAGAUUAGGUUCAUUAGACUAGGUUGAAAAAAAUCUGCCCACCAAAGCCAUGCCUAUUAAACUUCCCUCCAUGGAUCUUUUAAUUCUUUCUUCGCUGGAGAAGAAUCACUG